Messenger RNA from Saccharomyces mikatae IFO 1815, 651 nucleotides. RefSeq names its product proteasome core particle subunit beta 1 (gene PRE3). Gene Ontology annotation, molecular function: threonine-type endopeptidase activity. The transcript has 2 exons. The coding region runs from base 1 to 651 and encodes 216 amino acids. Lineage: Eukaryota; Fungi; Ascomycota; Saccharomycetes; Saccharomycetales; Saccharomycetaceae. Gene Ontology annotation, cellular component: proteasome core complex. The record is from RefSeq and is a predicted model, not a curated record.
AUGAAUGGAAUACAGGUAGACAUUAAUCGUUUGAAAAAAGGUGAAGUCAGUUUGGGUACCUCAAUUAUGGCUGUGACAUUUAAGGACGGUGUGAUACUAGGUGCUGAUUCACGUACUACCACUGGUGCGUAUAUUGCUAACCGUGUGACAGACAAAUUAACCAGGGUGCAUGAUAAAAUUUGGUGUUGCAGAUCCGGAUCUGCAGCAGAUACGCAAGCAAUUGCUGACAUUGUUCAAUAUCAUUUAGAAUUAUAUACCUCUCAAUAUGGUACCCCCUCCACAGAGACUGCGGCCUCCGUAUUCAAAGAACUAUGCUAUGAGAAUAAGGAUAACCUGACUGCCGGUAUAAUCGUGGCUGGAUAUGAUGACAAAAAUAAAGGAGAAGUAUACACCAUUCCAAUAGGUGGUUCAGUACAUAAACUACCUUAUGCGAUAGCAGGCUCCGGAUCCACUUUUAUAUAUGGGUAUUGUGAUAAAAAUUUUAGAGAUAAUAUGUCAAAAGAGGAAACCGUAAAUUUUAUAAAGCAUUCGCUCUCGCAAGCUAUCAAAUGGGAUGGUUCUUCAGGUGGAGUCAUAAGAAUGGUUGUUUUAACAGCAGCAGGUGUGGAACGUUUGGUAUUCUACCCCGAUGAGUAUGAACAACUACAAUAA